This is a messenger RNA of Penicillium atrosanguineum, 2172 nucleotides long. RefSeq names its product putative salicylate hydroxylase. Lineage: Eukaryota; Fungi; Ascomycota; Eurotiomycetes; Eurotiales; Aspergillaceae. Bases 1 to 2172 code for a protein of 723 amino acids. Gene Ontology annotation, molecular function: lyase activity; FAD binding; monooxygenase activity. The transcript is spliced from 5 exons. The record is from RefSeq and is a predicted model, not a curated record.
AUGACGAUCAAGGAACUCAAGGAUACCUCCGAUGAGGGUCUCCGCAUUCUGAUUGUUGGUGCGGGCAUUGGUGGUCUUACUGCUGCUAUUGCGCUGAGACAGCAGGGCCAUCAUGUUGAGGUGAGACUGUCGUCGUUCCGUUGCCUGUCUCUUUUGUCACCUGGCACAAAGUGUGAAAUUUGUAAGAAGCUUUUCGAACGCUCACGCUUCGCAAACGAAGUCGGCGCCGCUAUCCAUCUGUCACCAAACGCUAACGGCGUUCUCCAACGGCUCGGAUUCGAUGCCACCAAGUUCGGCGCCGUAGAGGCGGAACAGCUUCGUGAAUACAAACCAUCCGGCGAGCCAGUGCACAUCGCAGAAUUGAAAAAAGCCGCUGGCAUGUGGAGACACCUCCAGCGCUGGCUCCUCGUCCACCGCGCCCACUUCCACGAAGGUCUCAAAGCCUUCGCUCAAGCCCCAGGCCGCGGACACCCCGCCAUCCUCCACACAGCCACCAAAGUAACCGAUAUCGAUCCGCACGCGGCAACUGUAACCCUCGAAGACGGCACAGUCAUAACUGGCGACGUGCUUAUCGGCGCAGACGGUGUCCAUUCCCUAACCCGCACCAAACUCCCCGUCAACCAUUCCCCCUUCAGCUCGGGUAAAAACGCCUUCCGCUUCCUGAUAACCCGCCAACAAGCCCUUGACGACCCGGAUACCAAUUCCGUUGCUCAAGAUUUCGGCGCAGUCGAUAUGUGGGACUCGUCUGAUAGACGUGUUGUCAUUUACCCAUGUGAUAAUAACAACUUACUCAAUUUCGUGUGUAUUCAUCCUGACUCGAUGACUACGAUCGAUGCAGGCGGGGAUUCAUAUAAUCAGCAGAUUGGAAAGGACACGCUGUUGGAAGUUUUCAAGGAUUUCAGUCCCCAGGUCAAGAAGCUGCUUGAGAAAGCUGAUCCGGCAACAUUGAAGUUGUGGCCUUUGUUGGACAUGGAGACUCUUCCGGAGUGGGUUCAUGGAAAACUUGCUGUGCUGGGUGAUGCUGCUCAUCCUUUCUUGCCUUAUCGGGCUUCUGGAGGUGCUAUGGCGAUUGAAGAUGCGGUCUCUUUGGCUGUUAUGUUGCCGAGGGGUGUGGAGAAGGGGGAUGUGGAGGAGAGGUUGAAAGUUUAUCAGAUCGCGAGACAUGGGCGUGCAACCACUAUCCAGCAGAUGACCCGCGAGUCGGCGCAGCUUAUCUCUAUGGAGAAGGCUAUGGCUAUGGUCGGAUAUAUCUACGGCCACGAUGAAUUCGACCACUCGGCUCAGGUCCUGCGCAAAUACCUCUGGUCCAAGAACCCGCACAUGUACUGGCGUCAGCCCAUCGUCUUCGGACCCAUGCCCGGCCCUCGACAGGACUGGAUGGGUAACGACCGGGCACUGAAAUCCGUCGAGUCCACCUUCAUGACAGCCUCAAUCAAGUUCAAGACUAGCCGCACACUACUGCAGAAUCUCUUCCCGAAUGACCGGUACAGCUUCACCUCGCCGAGUACUGUUGCGCGCGCCUCUUUCUCCCAGACCACGUUGAAUGGCAUGGACUGGCUCGGCGGUGGCGGAUACAGACAUAUCGGGCUGUAUAUCCACGGAGUGCAGUAUAAGAAAGAGAAUGGGGAGGUGCUGAAGGGUACAUACAUGCCUAUUCUGUUUGAAAAUCUCGCGGAUCCGAUUGUUUCGGGGCGUGAGGAGCUCGGCAUGCCGAAGCUGUAUACGGCUAUUGAUGUGCAUGAGCGACGCAGCUCGUAUCGCCUGCAGACGAGCUGGCAGGGGGCUGUGUGGGGCCACUUCGAGUUCGAGGAUCUAGAAGAUCAGGAUCAUGGGGCUGACAAGGGCACUAUUGGUGGGGAGGAUGAUGAUGGCAUUUUGGUUUAUCGAUAUAUUCCCAAGGUUGGCCGCGAUACUAAGGGUGAGGCGGAGGCGGAGUAUCCCGUUUUCGUGCCGCAUGCUCAGGAGUCGAAGGUUGUUCCGAGUGAGGUUACAAGGUUGAGACGGACGAAGAAUGCAAAGGUGGAGAUUAGUGGGCUUGGAUGGGAUGCGCUGCCUACACUGCAUCAUGUUGUGGAGAGGUUGGCGGAGAUUCCUAUUGACGAGGUCAUUGAUGCGAAAAUCACGGAGGGACGGGGUGUGCCUGAUGUGUCUAGUGCUCAGCGUAUUGAAUAG